UACUUCUUCUCUAUCUCUCUUCUUCUUCCGCAAAUCUCGCGCCGGUGUGAGACGAGGAGAGAAGAGAGAUAGAGAAAAAAAACAGAGAAAUUCCAAGGCAAAAAAAAAAAACUCGAAUAAAAUUCAAAUUCAGGGUUUAAGAAAUUGAAUCAGACAGGGCAUGAUUGGCCGUUGAAUGGGGUGUGUCAAUACGAAACAGGCAGUCUCUGUCACGCCUGCUUUCGAUUAUUCCGGUGGCGGAGGAGGAGGGGGGGAGAUAUUAGCUUCAUCACUUCGUAACAGAGCUGCUUCUUCUAUUGGUAUUGGAAUUCAGAAUAAUGAGAAAUUGUUAUUGGAGGAAUUAGAUAGGAAAUCAACGACAGCUGAAAUAUUAUUACGUGAUUGUAAUAAUAAUGAUUCGAGAAGAAGCAAAUCAUCGUCUAAAUCAACGAAAUCGCAUAAAUCGACGAAAUCGAAUGAGAAUAAUAAUAAUGUGAGAUUGGGGAAUUUGCAGAGAUAUGUCAAAGGUGAACAGAUUGCUGCCGGUUGGCCUGCUUGGCUUAGUGCCGUUGCUGGUGAAGCUAUUCAGGGAUGGGUUCCUCUUAGAGCUGAUUCUUUCGAAAAAUUGGAAAAGAUUGGGCAAGGUACAUACAGUAGUGUGUUCCGAGCGCAAGACCUUGACACUGGCAAAAUAGUUGCGUUGAAGAAGGUUCGGUUCGAUAAUUUCGAGCCGGAGAGCGUCAGGUUUAUGGCGCGUGAAAUUAUGAUACUUCGGAGGCUAGACCAUCCCAACAUUAUCAAAUUGGAAGGGAUUAUUACGUCUCGGUUGUCAUGUAGUAUAUAUCUUGUCUUCGAGUAUAUGGAACAUGACCUUGCUGGGCUAUCAACCUGCCCUGACAUCAAAUUCAGUGAAGCACAGGUUAAGUGCUAUAUGCACCAGCUGCUAUCUGGCAUUGAGCACUGCCAUUCCAGGGGCGUAAUGCAUCGUGACAUUAAAGGGUCUAAUCUUUUGGUUAAUAACGAAGGGAUUUUGAAGGUGGCUGAUUUUGGCCUGGCAAAUUUCUUUAACCCUGGUUACAGGCAACCAUUAACUAGUCGAGUUGUGACUCUAUGGUAUCGCCCUCCGGAACUUCUGCUAGGAUCCACGGAAUAUGGAGCAACAGUGGAUUUAUGGAGUGUUGGCUGUGUCUUUGCUGAACUUUUCAUGGGGAAGCCUAUUCUGCAGGGGAGAACCGAGGUGGAACAGUUGCACAAAAUUUUCAAGCUGUGUGGUUCCCCUCCAGAGGAGUAUUGGAAAAAAUCGAAACUGCCUCAUGCAACUAUUUUCAAGCCCCAGCAUCCUUAUGAGAGUAGUAUUCGAGAAACCUUAAAUGAACUGCCGCGAACAGCCUUGAGUCUGAUAGAAACUUUUCUUUCGGUAGAACCAUAUAAACGUGGUAAUGCCUCCUCCGCUCUUGCAUCUGAGUAUUUCUCAACUAAGCCUUAUGCAUGUGAUCCAUCAACCUUGCCAAAGUACCCUCCUAACAAAGAGAUUGAUGCAAAAAGUCGCGAGCAGGCACGAAGGAAGAAAGCUGGGCGUGGGCGUGGUGGAGCUGAAGCAAGAAGAUCGACAAAAGCGGGUAAAACCUUGCGAGAAUUGAAUGGACAGAGUAAACCAGUUGCACCAAUAGAGGAGGGCCAAGUUAAGAAGUCACAAGCUUUAACUGACACUGAUGGUGCUAACCCAAACAUCCGAAAGGAAAAUGCCAUUAUGAAAGAAUGUGGGGAGCCUCUCAAGCCAUCAACUAAUACUGCUCAAGAUGCUUCCCAUGUAAAGAAUGCAUCCCAAGGGGAUAUUCCUUUUUCGGGGCCACUGGAAAUGAUGGCACCUAGUGGCUUUGCGUGGGCAAAAAGGAGAAAAGAAGAUGCAGUAUCAACAAGAUCACAUACUAGGUCUAGUUCCAAAAUUCAAGUCCCUGAUGCAUUAGAUCCCUCUAAUGUGUCCCAUAAGAAAACUGUUUCUGAUUCUGUAUGUCAAGAGAGUGGGAGUAGUUUACUUGACUCAACUGUCGAUUCAAAACGCCACGACUCGUACGAGGUGGCUAAGCGUGUGAUGCGCAAACAAUGGACACAUCUGGAUCGUCCUGAUUCUUUUGAUGAAUCAGCAUACCAUUCUCAUGAUCUGGCGGCAGCACUGUAUCAAAGAGAGGAAAUGGUAGCUGUACAAUGCAACAUGAUGCAGGAUGGCCAGGAAGAAGGAGAGAUGGUUGAGUUCUCCGGGCCAUUGUUAUCUCAAGCACAUAGAGUCGAUGAGCUAUUGGAAAAACGUGAUCGCCAUAUACGUCGAGCAGUCCGAAAAUCAUGGUUCCAAAGAGGGAAAAAGAAUGAGAAGUAGCUGUCUGUACCUGCCUAAAUUCUCAGCGCCAUAAACCUUCAACAGACUUGAUGUUCAUCUGUAAUAAUCGUCGAAAAAGAAAAAUUGUACAAGUGAAUCAAACCCAAACGUAAUGAAAGAAUCAGAUGGGGGUGAUUAUCAAUAUGAAGAAUGCGAGUAACUAGCAGACAACAAAAUUUUGACAACCAAAGGUUGUGGCAAGUCAAUGAGAGCAGCAUAAUCAAAUGAAACUGGGGGUAAGCUAUUGAAAUAGAAAAGAAAUGGGUCUCUCAUAUGUGUUUUACAAACUCUUUCUAAAGCUGAUUUAUUUGCAACUAAAAGGUUGUCAAUUGAUGUAUAGCAGUAUUUAAGCAUGGUUCCAGCAUUAUAUAGAUUAGCUUUUGUUUGUUUUCUUGUAUAUGGCCAAACUUCAAAAAGAGAAACAAAAAGGAAAAAAAGAUUUUGGAUCA
This is a messenger RNA of Papaver somniferum (opium poppy), 2802 nucleotides long. RefSeq names its product protein IMPAIRED IN BABA-INDUCED STERILITY 1-like. Gene Ontology annotation, cellular component: cyclin-dependent protein kinase holoenzyme complex; nucleus. The coding region runs from base 176 to 2353 and encodes 725 amino acids. The record is from RefSeq and is a predicted model, not a curated record. Lineage: Eukaryota; Viridiplantae; Streptophyta; Magnoliopsida; Ranunculales; Papaveraceae. Gene Ontology annotation, biological process: protein phosphorylation; positive regulation of transcription elongation by RNA polymerase II. Gene Ontology annotation, molecular function: cyclin-dependent protein serine/threonine kinase activity; ATP binding; RNA polymerase II CTD heptapeptide repeat kinase activity. The transcript has 9 exons.